UAUACGGAUGUAAACAAAUGCGGCAUGUUGGAGUAAAAUGUCUUUGCAAGAAACAACUCCGGUUCCGAUAUUUGAGGACGUCGACAGAGAUAUUUUUCUCCGUGAUAUUUAUCCAAGGCGUGUUCCGGCUGUGCUCAGGGGGGUGAGUCUGGGUCCGUGCGUGGAUCUGUGGGAUGUGGAGAGUCUCAGCCACAGAGGGGGAGACCGAGAGGUGAAAAUCCACGUGUCUGAAAGUCCUCAGAUGAACUUUCUCCACAAAAACUUUGUUUACAAGACCCUUCCCUUCAGUACGUUUGUGAAAAGAGCAUCAGAACAGAAGCACUCAGACUUCUUCAUCUGUGAGGAUGAAUGUUAUUAUUUAAGAUCACUUGGGGAAGACGUGCGAAAGGAGCCAGCUGAUCUGAAGAAGCAGUUCCCGGACUUGGCCCAGGACUUCCACCUUCCGGACUUCUUUGAGCCGCAUCAGUUCUUCUCCAGCGUGUUCCGGAUCAGCUCCUGUGGCCUGCAGCUCUGGACACACUACGAUGUGAUGGACAACCUGCUCGCUCAGGUGACAGGCAGGAAGAGGGUGGUUCUGUUCAGCCCGCAGGAUGCCUUACAUCUCUACCUGUCAGGUGACAAAUCAGAAGUGGUGGACAUCGACCGUCCUGACCUGACUGUGUUCCCCAACUUUGUGAAGGCAACCAGACACGAAUGUGUGCUGGAGUCUGGAGACUUGCUCUUCAUACCCGCUUUGUGGUUCCACAACACUCUGGCGCUCCAGUUUGGAGUCGGUGUCAACGUCUUCUGGCGCCAUUUACCAGAAGACAGCUACGACAGAAAAGAUCCGUACGGGAACAAGGACCCGGUGGCAGCGGCAAGAGCCCUACAGGGCCUGGAGAGGGCGCUAAAUGCUCUGGAAGAACUUCCACCGGAUUACAGGGACUUUUACGGGCGCAGGAUGAUCCAGAGGAUCCAGAAACGGACUCAACAAUUGGACUCUCAUGUCUGAAUACGGAUGAGUCACAAAUAAAACCUUCCCUUUUUGAACCAAAACGCAAAUUUGGCCAACUUGCUCUUUAAGAGGCAAAAAUUAACUAGUGAGUCAAAGAAGGAGGUGGAGGGAGGAAGAGGGUGAGUGAUGAAUGAGGCAAGUAUUGGCUCUUAAACAUAUAUAACAUAGAGAGAGAGAGUGAGCAAUAAACCGUGACGGAGACACACACCAGUGGAAACCUGCUGCGAUGGAUUUAUUGUGACGUGAAGCCUGAAAACAGGAAGCGAUGAUGUCACGAGCUACAGCUACGUCACACAAAUUCAAUGAAUAGUUUGGCUCCAAGAUGAGGAGCAGUGUGUGUGAUGAGGGGGAAAAAAAAAGCAGCCGUCAUUCAUUCAUUACAAACACACACACACACAUUAUACACACUGAGUCCCUGCAGAAGUGACAGCCCGGAGCAGGGUGCCGGUCUCUCCAGGCAAGGAAGGCAAGUGAUCAUGUGACUGAGGCAGCAGGACGAAGGGCAGUGCAACGUGGUGUGGUGCCACCUGUUUUCCGUCACGAUUCAGUGUCGACUCAUCCUGCAAAGCACAGUUUGUUCGUUCUUGUUCUGCCAGUUUUUUUGCGGGGGGACGGUGGGUCCGAUGGGUCUACGGCGUCUGCGCCAUCCCCCGGCUGGACUUCAUCUUCUCCAGUCUUUUGUUGAGGUGGCUGUUGUUGGACUCCAGUUCGUCGAUCUUGUCCAGUGCUGAGCGAAGCUGAGGAGGAGAUGAAACCCGUGUCAAACACUGUCCAGACACCAUUAAACACGGCGUGAAUUUCUUCUACAUCUCUUUGCAGCUUCCUCUUUUCCGCCUUCAGCUCGUCCUCCACCUUCUCUGCGUUUUCGGCGGCUGACUUGUAGCGAGUCACCUGACCCUCCAGUCUGCUCACCUGGAGACCAUAAACUCAUUUCAGACAAUCCACCGUGUUGGCAGAGAACAGAGAGACUCGUAAAAGUACGUUUUGUUCCAACGCCGUCACUUCCUGCUCAGCCUUCACCAGCUUGAACUUCAUGUCGUUCACCUGUCUGCUGGAGUCUCCUGUAACACCAGGCAAGGAGAAGACAGGUGAUGAGGACGAUGCCACGCUGACAGGCCAGAAGGACCACAGUCCUUAAAGACACUGGAAUAUACUUUGAGCAUCAAUGAGGUUCGGAUCGCCACCGUUUUCAAGAACCGGAUUGUCUGGGCUGGAAUCGCUUUCUGUGCCAUUUCUUGUCGUCUUCUGGUCCAACUGGGUCUUAAGCUUCUUGAUCUGUGUACCAGGAAGAACAUUGGAUGGUGCAGAAAAGGAACUGUCUUGGUGUCAACAACCACACAAAUGGUCACAUUUAUGAUUUUCACACCACGCAUCGGUCAUAUUGCUCUAACAUUAUUCUGUUAUAGAUCAUUAAAGGUAAAGUUAUAUGAUAAACCAUAUUCUUACCUAUGUUUUACAUUUCUCAAUGAGAUGAUAAAACAACAAUAAAUUGAAUGAAAUAAUAAGUUCAUU
Messenger RNA from Synchiropus splendidus (mandarinfish), 2506 nucleotides. RefSeq names its product tRNA-yW synthesizing protein 5 (gene tyw5). Lineage: Eukaryota; Metazoa; Chordata; Actinopteri; Syngnathiformes; Callionymidae. The coding region runs from base 38 to 991 and encodes 317 amino acids. The transcript is spliced from 8 exons. Gene Ontology annotation, biological process: wybutosine biosynthetic process. The record is from RefSeq and is a predicted model, not a curated record. Gene Ontology annotation, molecular function: tRNA binding; 2-oxoglutarate-dependent dioxygenase activity.